Messenger RNA from Amphibalanus amphitrite, 759 nucleotides. RefSeq lists its product as uncharacterized. The coding region runs from base 1 to 759 and encodes 252 amino acids. The transcript has 2 exons. Gene Ontology annotation, biological process: DNA integration. Gene Ontology annotation, molecular function: nucleic acid binding. Lineage: Eukaryota; Metazoa; Arthropoda; Thecostraca; Balanomorpha; Balanidae. The record is from RefSeq and is a predicted model, not a curated record.
AUGUUCGCCGUGACUGGUGUGCCAGUCGUACUCCGGACAGACGGCGGGCCACAGUUCGCCUCCUCUACGCUGCGCCGUUUCCUGGAGAGGUGGGGCGUUCGGCAUGAAAUGUCGUCACCAAGAUAUCCCCGCUCUAACGGGCAUGCGGAGGCGGCCGUGAAAACUGUCAAGAAGCUGGUGGUGGCCGCGUCAUCCAGCGGUCGGCUCGAUGACGAACAGCUCGACAGAGGCCUUCUGGAGCUGCGCAACGCUCCGCGCGCCGAUGGUCGAUCCCCGGCGCAGCGGGCCGCCGAUGAGUGUGACGAGAAGGCUGCUGAGGUCGCAGAGGACGUCAGAGACCGGCACGACUCACGAGCGCGUCCGCUCUCCAGUCUACGGAUCGGCUGCAAGGUGGACAUCCAGAACACCGAUACCAGGCGUUGGGAUCGCACCGGCGUCAUCGUGGGCAUCGGUCGGCGGCGGUCGUACCUGGUGAAGCUGCCCAGUGGGCGCAUAUGGUGGCGGAACAGGAGGUUCCUCCGGCCGCUGCGCUCCAUGCUGGUGAGCACGGGGCCGUCCUCACCGCGGCUAGCCGGCCCAGCCCAACCAGUCAGCCACGAACGACUGAUCAUCCCAUCCGAGCUGGAGGUGACCCCCGCGUCGCCGCCGCCCUCUCCGCCGAUGACGUCGCCGCCGUUGCCGAUCCUUCGCCGCAGUGGCCGGGACCGGCGACCGCCAUCCAGGCUCACUGUCCGUUGGGGAGGCUGCUCCUACGAAUAG